GUGUCAGGUUGCUACGUGAGGGGUGUGAGAGGGGCUCGUUCGGUACCGGCUGUCGGAGCUCCGGGGGGCCGUGAACGCGAGCGGAGCGGUCUGCAUGUAGCACGCCGAGGAUGUCUGCUAAAAAUAGGCUCCGUAUUUUUCCACACUGCCCGAUGCUGCGUUACCACCUGGGGACCUUGGCUGUAGAACAACAUCACCGCUCUUUGUUGCCUAACCCCGUGUGAAAGCCGCUCUCCUGAUGAAGCACAGAAGAUCCCUGGAUUAACGGCUUCUGCUCUUUUUUACAACAAUGAUGAGAAUGAUUUUCUCCGGGAUUGUUUUCCUUGGCUCUUUGCUGCCCGUUGUGCGCAGUCACAGUUUGUUCACUUGUGAACCUAUCGUUGUGCCCAGGUGUAUGGGCAUGACCUACAACAUGACUUUCUUCCCCAACCUGAUGGAACACUAUGAUCAACAUAUUGCAGCUGUAAUGAUGGAGCCGUUCCUUCCGCUCGUAAACCUUCAAUGUUCCCCUGAGGUCCACACGUUUUUGUGCCAGGCCUUCUUCCCGACCUGCUCAGAACCCAAGCAUAUAGUGCUGCCGUGCCGGAGCCUGUGCGAAACCGUGUAUUCCGAAUGCAAGCAAACCAUAGACACGUUCGGCAUCACGUGGCCGGCGGAAUUGGAGUGCAGCAGGCUUGAAGACUGCGAUAAUUCAGGCUCCAUCGCAACAGGGGAGAUUGCCAAUCCCUGGGGCACUCACAAGCCUUCAGAGAAGAUUCAGAGGGAUUAUGGGUUUUGGUGCCCACGCCACUUGAAAACCUCCCAAGGCACAGGCUACCAGUUUUUGGGGGUUAAUCACUGCGCACCGCCAUGUCCCAACAUGUACUUUCAAAAAAGUGAUUUGGACUUUGCCAAAAAUUUCAUUGGCAUUAUUUCCAUAAUCUGCUUCUGUGCAACCCUUUUCACAUUUCUUACUUUCCUCAUUGAUGUGAAAAGGUUCAGAUACCCAGAGAGACCCAUCAUAUUCUAUUCUGUCUGUUACAGCAUCGUGUCUCUCAUGUACUUUGUUGGGUUCUUGAUGGGAAACAAUCUUUCUUGCAAUGAAGCAGAUGAAAACCUUGCAGAUGGAGACACUGUUGUCCUUGGUUCCCAAAACAAGUCCUGUACUGUUGUCUUCAUGCUUCUUUAUUUUUGCACCAUGGCUGGAACCAUAUGGUGGGUGAUGCUCACCAUAACAUGGUAUUUAGCUGCAGGUCAGAAGUGGAGCUGUGAAGCCAUAGAGCAGAAGUCUAUGUGGUUCCAUUCGGUGGCUUGGGGCCUCCCAGGAAUACUCACCGUCAUACUUCUGGCCAUGAACAAAGUGGAAGGAGACAAUAUAAGUGGUGUUUGUUUUGUUGGACUGUAUGACAGAUAUGUUUCUUCAUACUUUGUGCUCUUACCCUUGUGCCUCUGUGUUUUCAUUGGACUCUCUCUACUCCUGGCUGGAAUUAUUUCCUUAAAUAAUGUUCGCCAGGUCAUCCAACACGAUGAAAGGAACAAACAAAAACUGAAAAAAUUCAUGAUUCGCAUUGGAGUGUUCAGCGGUACAUACUUGGUUCCUCUAGUCAUUCUUCUGGGAUGCUACACCUAUGAGCUGGUAUCUAGGAGCUCUUGGGAAAUGACAUGGGUCGCCGACCAUUGCCAGGAAUACCAUAUUCCAUGUCCCCACCAUCUGAAGAAGUUGACUAGACCUGACCUUGCCUUAUUUUUAACAAAGUAUAUGAUGACUUUGAUUGUUGGAAUCUCUGCUAUCUUCUGGGUGGGAAGCAGGAAAACCUAUUCAGAGUGGGCAAAUUUCUUCAACCGCAGUCCCAAACAAGACCCAGUGAGUGAGAGCAGGAGGGUCCUGCAAGAGUCCUGUGAGUUCUUCCUCAAGCACAAUGCCAAAGAGAAACAAAAGAAGAAGCACAAGUCUGCAUCCCACCAACUGAAAGUUAUAUCCAAAUCCAUGGGUACCAGCACUGGUACCAAAGCCAAUCACGGUGUGUCCGCUGUGGCAAUCACCAGCCAUGAUUACCUGGGACAGGAGGCCAACACGGAUAUUGUAAGCAAUUUGGACCUGUCGCGGAUGGAGGAACAGGAGCAUGGUGGUGGUAUCGUGAAAGACAGUGGCGAUCACCACAGAGAAGACUCCAUGCAAGCCUUAUUGGAGACCCCCACACAGCACGCAGACUGUAACAAUAUGCCGGGGAGUGACAGAGGAAAAAGCGUGUCUGGGAGUGUGCAUAACCUGAUGGAGGAAAGCUUGCAGGCUGCCACUGAUUUUGCAGAAACUCACUCAAAUGGUGAAAGAACAUCUCAUCAGAUGGAUACAAAUUCCUGUUCCCCCUGCGUGCCGGCUCAUCCCAGCUACAGCAAAGAAAAGGAGGAUGCAAUCCAAAGUUCUUGAGAAAACCAGACUUUCCCAGGGCUCUUAUCUUUUGUCCGUCCGAUAUUCUUGCUCUACUUUGGGUUACUACUGAACACACUAGAAAUUUGCACUUAGUAGCGAUACAGACUGUACUGCUCAAAAAAACAUCAUUUUUACUUUUUGUAUUUUAUUUUUAUUCUGUUUAUAUUUGUUACAAAAAGAAACUGUUACAUAAAAAAUGUAUGAUUUGAAUUUUUCCAACAUGUUUUUUUAUUAUAUAUCAAUGAUAGGCCGCCUCCAAUACUAAUCCGCUGUGGGCUCCAUCAUAAAUCGCCCAUUUGUGGUCAGUUUGGGCAUGAUGGGAAUUUACCGUACAGCGGGGGGGGCUUCGCAGAUAUGACAAGUGACUAAAGUUUUGUGAAGUCUGGACGGUCUUUACAGAUUAUUUUUGUGAUUUGUUGUAGUUUUUACACUGGAUUUUUUAAAUAAAGUCACUACUGUUCAUUUUGAA
This is a messenger RNA of Spea bombifrons (plains spadefoot toad), 2879 nucleotides long. It is a transcript of the gene FZD6, whose product is annotated as frizzled class receptor 6. The record is from RefSeq and is a predicted model, not a curated record. The transcript is spliced from 7 exons. Gene Ontology annotation, cellular component: plasma membrane. Gene Ontology annotation, molecular function: Wnt receptor activity; Wnt-protein binding. The coding region runs from base 290 to 2407 and encodes 705 amino acids. Lineage: Eukaryota; Metazoa; Chordata; Amphibia; Anura; Pelobatidae. Gene Ontology annotation, biological process: canonical Wnt signaling pathway; non-canonical Wnt signaling pathway.